GAGGCUGAGACAAGCAGCUGCCCCACCACUGUCGGCACCACCUCAGGGGAGACCACCACAGACCCAUGAAUCCUCUGUCGCUGCUGGAAGAGGAGGACAACCCUCCAGCCCACCGGCUGGCGGAGCCACAGCAAAGCAGGAGAGAGAGCGGCAGCAUGAAGCAGGUGGACCUCCCCGAGGAGAAUGGCUUCAGCGAGGCGGUGGCCACUGGCCAGCUCGAUCACACACCCGGCACCUGCGGAAAGAAACGCCACUGGCUUCGGCGCCUGGUCCCGGACAACUUCUGGGAGGAUGUGAAGAAGCUGCUGGUUCUCGCAGGCCCUCUGAUCCUGAUCCAGCUGCUGAUCUUCCUGAUACACCUUGUCAGCUCCAUAUUCUGUGGCCACCUGGGCAAGGUCGAGCUGGCCUCCGUCACGCUGGCCAUCGCUGUUAUAAACGUAACUGCCAUCUCUGUGGGAUACGGUUUAGCUUCAGCAUGCGACACCUUGGUAUCACAGACCUACGGCAGCAAGAACCUGCUGCGCGUAGGGGUGAUCCUGCAGCGUGCCACCCUCAUUCUCCUGCUCUGCUGCUUCCCGUGCUGCGCCAUCCUCAUCAACAUCGAGCAGCUCCUGCUCCUCAUCCGCCAGGACCCUGAGGUGUCCAGGUUAACCCAGCGUUACGUGAUGGCAUUUGUCCCUGCUCUCCCGGCGGUUUUUCUGUAUAGCCUGGAGACAAAAUACCUGCAGAACCAGAUGAUCAUGUGGCCACUGGUGCUGAGCGGGGUCGUCGGCAACAUGGUCAACGUGAUCGCAAACUGCAUCUUCCUCUACGUGCUCGACUUGGGCAUCACGGGCUCUGCCUGGGCCAACACCGUUGCUCAGUAUUCACAAACCAUUUUCUUGUUCCUGUAUAUUAUAGGCAAGAAACUCCACGUGAAGACCUGGGGAGGCUGGUCCAGCGAGUGCCUGCUGGAGUGGGACAGCUUCAUCUCCCUGGCUAUCCCCAGCAUGCUCAUGAUAUGCAUCGAGUGGUGGACCUACGAAAUUGGGAGCUUCUUGAUAGGCCUGCUGAGCGUCGUAGAGCUCUCUGCCCAAUCCAUCAUCUACGAGGUGUCCGUCGUUGCUUUCAUGAUCCCCCUGGGGCUCGGCACAGCCGCCAGCGUGCAGGUGGGGAACGCGCUGGGUGCCGGUGACAUCGAGACGGCCAAGAGAUCCUCGUCCACCAGCCUGCUCUGCACAGGUGGGUUUUGCGUAGCCGUGGGGGUCAUUUUAGCUGCCGCGAAGGAUGUGCUGGGAUACAUCUUCACCCCUGACAAGGAGAUCGUUGAUUUGGUGGCCUGGGUCAUGCCCGUCUACGUUGUCUUCCACUUGUUUGAAGCCAUGUGUGGUGCCUGCAGCGGGGUGCUGAGAGGCAUAGGCAAACAGAAAUUCGGUGCCAUCCUCAACACCGUGGCCUACUACGGCAUGGGGCUGCCCCUGGGAGCCGUGCUGCUCUUCGUGGUCAAGAUCGGAGUCAUAGGCCUGUGGCUCAGCAUGCUUGUCUGCGUCUCCAUCCUCUGCACCUGCUUCGUCGUCUACAUCGCCCGCAUGGACUGGAAGAAGGCAGCCGAGGAGGCUCAACAUCGUGCAGGAGUGACCCAACCACCACCAGCGGAGCCGAACGCAGGUCCCGAACCCUCCUCCAAGGAGCUUCCCUGUGGUGCAGGGCCAACCCCGCUGCCCCACGCUUACCCCCCUGCCACGGCAGUGCGGGGCUGCGUAGCGGGAGUGGACGCGCAGAACGGCAUCGUGCUCACGGGCAUCACCAGGAUGGAAGGACAAACGUACCAGCUGGAGCCCCAAGAAGCCACCACACGUGCCACAUCCUCUCUGGCCACUGCCAUGACCCGCAGGGAGCUGAUCAUCCGGCGCGGGCUGGCGGCGGCCGCAGCCGUGGCAGUAUUUGCCCUCGGCAUUGUCAUAAAGCUGACAACCAGCACACACUGACCCACACCAGGGACUGUGGGGACUUUGUUCUGGGGGCAAAAGCACUUCCUGAUGGCCAUAGAAAGCACGGACUGCCCAGUGAGAAUCCAGCACUAACCUGUCCCGUGGGAGCCAAAAGGCUCUGUCAGUAUUUGGCAGCAUCUGCUCGGCCACCACUUUGGAAAGAGUCCUCUGGCUGCUCCAACACCCAAAACACUGCUCCGACACCCAAAACGCUGCUCUGACACCCAAAAUGCUGCUCUGGGCUGCCCAACGCACACCAAGCCUGUGGGUCUCCCCCUCCAGCAUACGUUGCCAGCUGUCCCCCAGCAGCUGUCACCCAGCAGAGCCCAACUCACACUGCUGCUCGCUGACAAACGCCUAAUAAAGAAUAAAUCCAGCUGGACGUGGCUCGGCUCCUU
Molecule: messenger RNA, 2368 nt
Organism: Cuculus canorus (common cuckoo)
Lineage: Eukaryota; Metazoa; Chordata; Aves; Cuculiformes; Cuculidae
Product: multidrug and toxin extrusion protein 1
Exons: 18
Coding region: 66-1967 (633 amino acids)
Biological process (GO): xenobiotic detoxification by transmembrane export across the plasma membrane
Cellular component (GO): membrane
Molecular function (GO): xenobiotic transmembrane transporter activity; antiporter activity
Source: RefSeq, a predicted model, not a curated record